AUGGUCAUACAAAAUCCUGUCACGACAAUCAUGAGUUCGUCUGCAAAAAUAUCAGAAGAAUAUCCAAGUAAUAAGCCCUCCCAAAACUUGGAAGCUACUAAUAAAGCUAGUGUCACAACACAACAAUCACUUUCAGCAUUGUAUUUGUCGAAUAUUUCUAAUCCAUUAAGUACAUUACACAAUCUAAAUAUGGGAUUGCGACACACUUCCGCUAUCGACCACUAUCGUGUACAAUUGUACAACUAUGCGAUUAAUAUGGAACGGUUUCGAUAUCCUCAAUAUAAUCCAUCUACUGCAAUCAGAGCUGCAAAUUUUUCUAGCAGUAGUAACUCAGCAUCUGCAAUAGUAAAUGCAACGGCUUACUUACACAAUGGUCAGUUUUCAUUACCUAUAUUUCCACAGCGUUUCUUUCCGCAAGAAGAACCAAAGCCACAACAUAGUUACAUAGGAUUAAUUGCUAUGGCUAUACUCAGCUCUCCUGACUCAAAGCUCGUUCUAUCAGACAUUUAUCAGUAUAUUCUAGAUAAUUAUCCAUACUUUCGAACGAGAGGGCCAGGCUGGCGCAAUUCCAUACGUCAUAAUCUUUCUUUAAAUUACUGCUUUAUUAAGUCUGGUCGAAGUGCCAAUGGUAAAGGCCAUUAUUGGGCAAUACAUCCUGCCAACAUAGAUGAUUUCCGAAGAGGCGAUUUCCGCAGACGAAAAGCACAACGUAAAGUUCGAAAACAUAUGGGUCUCUCUGUAGACGAUCAAGAUAAUGAUUCACCGAGUCCACCACCAUUGGACUUAACUUCACCGCCGUCUCCACAGCCAAUAUCAUCGGUAUCAUCAAUACCAUCAAACACUUUUCCGUACAUGCAACAUAAUCCACCAAUUUCGACUUUUCGGCAACAGCAAGCGCGGUACUAUCAACAGCAGUUUCACUCAGAAGUUUCUAACAAGAUAUCGAACCAAGGUUCUGAUUCAUCAAAGCAUUUAGUAAGUGCAGCUAUUCAUAAUUGUAUCAAACUAUCUCAAAAUACAAAUUCUAUUAAUCAGCAAGAAGUCAAUAAUCUAAUUGAGGAAAUUGAGCUAGAACAACCAAAUGACGCGAGACCUUACUUCGACGUGCUUCACAGUCAAGUCGUGCGACAUCAAUUCCAAAACACUGCUCCAAGCUCAGCUGAUAACUUAUACACCAAACCGCGAAAAAGACAGUUCGAUGUUGCCUCAUUGUUGGCACCGGAGACUAUAACUAAUAUUCCGAAUUCUGUUGGAAUAGCUAAAACAGAGCACACAUUCAUCACAAAAGUAAGCGUGCAACAAAGUAUUCAGCAGAAUAUAAUGGUGGCACCGCAAUUCAAGCAGCCUCUGCAAUCACAAAGUAUAAAUGCCGAAGAGGAUAUCGAUGUUGUUGCCAGUGAUGUGGAGCACGAGAACAAUAUAAGUCUCCAGGAUGAUUUUUAA
This is a messenger RNA of Teleopsis dalmanni, 1443 nucleotides long. Its product is annotated as forkhead box protein A2-A-like. Lineage: Eukaryota; Metazoa; Arthropoda; Insecta; Diptera; Diopsidae. Gene Ontology annotation, biological process: cell differentiation; regulation of transcription by RNA polymerase II; anatomical structure morphogenesis. The record is from RefSeq and is a predicted model, not a curated record. Gene Ontology annotation, molecular function: RNA polymerase II cis-regulatory region sequence-specific DNA binding; DNA-binding transcription factor activity, RNA polymerase II-specific. The transcript has 2 exons. Bases 1 to 1443 code for a protein of 480 amino acids.